GACGACGUACAACCAAACACGGAAGUAGUAAUGCAGCUAGCUGAUGUUAACUAACCAGUUUAUUUAUCGCACUUCAAAGCAUUGUAGCUAGUUUCAUACAGCUAAUAUCACCAGAUAUAACUUAUGAUAGGGUUAUGGUAACGUGAAUUAUUAUUCACUGGCUGGACUAGUUAAAGUAUGGAACUGUGAAACGCAGGAUUUCCGCCUCUGCCAGUUUAGGAGCUACAAUACUAGCCAGUUGUAGCAGCGCGUUAUCGUUAGAUAACAUUUCUCCCUCACAGCACAGCAAGAGACUGGAAUAACUCUGGCACAACAACAUAUUCUUUUGAGAUAUUUGAAGCCCAUUCACAAUGCAUGAGUUUGAUGAACGCCAACAGUCAAAAUGGCGGAGUCCUGGCUGUAACCAUGGUGACCAGAGCAGCAGCCUCCAGGGUCUCGAGAUGGUCCAUAGAUUUGACAUUGUAUUCAAAGAGGAGCCGGAAGGUGAUGAUCAUGCACCUUGUGGUCAGAGUAAUACUGGAAUGAGUCCUGCCUCCAGCCACGGCAGUGAGGAGACCACCUCUACAUCAGGAGAACCUGAGCAACACCAGGAGAACCACGACACAGCCACGACGUCUCACCAGGAGACCAUGAGACUCAUCAGACAGAAAUAUCGUCUCACCAGGAGACUCAUCAGACAGCCACGCCGUCUCACCAGGAGACUCAUCACACAGCCACGCCGUCUCACCGGGAGACUCAUCAGUCUCACAGGAGACUCAAAACCGUCUCUCACCGACAGGAGUCUCACCAGGAGACUCAUCACACAGAAACGCCGUCUCACCAGGAGACUCAUCAGUCUCACCAGGAGACUCAUCAGACAAAGACUCAUCAGACAGCCACGACUCAUCAGACAGCCACCGUCUCACCAGGAGACUCAUCGUCUCAGGAGACUCAUCAGACAGAAAAAUCGUCUCACCGGGAGACUCAUCAGUCUCACCGGGAGACUCAUCAAAAAUUCUCCGGGAGACUCUCAGAAAAACCAGGAGACUCAUCAGACAGAAAAAUCGUCUCUCCGGGAGACUCAUCAGACAGAAAAAUCGUCUCACCGGGAGACUCAUCAGACAGAAAAAUCGUCUCACCAGGAGACCCAUCAGACAGAAAAAUCGUCUCACCAGGAGACUCAUCAGACAGCCACGUCGUCUCACCACUGCUGCUGUGCCUGUGGACAGGAGUUCCCUGGUGCCUAUGACCUCAUGCUACACCAGAGGACUCACUAUAUAAGGAGCAGGGUACCAUGUGGGACACAUACCAUGACUGCACACCUGCAAACAUCCGCUGUAAAGAGAGAGCGUGGUCACACUGAGGAGGAGGAGGAAGGAGAGGAAGUUGGUGGAUUUAUUAAACGUGAAGAAGCAGCUUCUUGGGAUCCUCCUCAACUCGGAAUGAGUCCUGCCUCUAGCCACGGCAGUGAGGAGACCACCUCUACAUCAGGAGAACCUGAGCAACACCAGGAGAACCACGACACAGCCACGACGUCUCACCGCUGCUUUGGCUGUGGACAGGAGUUCCCUGCUGCCUACGACCUCGUGUUACACCAGAGGACACACAUAGAGAGAGGCUUCUACAAGUCUGUCUGUGGAGAGCUGUUCUACCAGAAGGAGUUACUCAAAACACACCAUCAGAAAGUUGACACAGGAAUACCUGGACAACACCGGACGAAUCCCAAAGCUAAGAAGUCUCACGACUGUGUAGUGUGUGGAAAACAACUAUGGGAAGCAAUGAAGCUGAAGAGGCACAUGAGGACACACACAGGAGAGAAACCUCACGGCUGCUCUGUGUGCGGCAGAGGAUUCACGCAGAAAGGAAAUCUGAAAACACACAUGAAAACACACAGAGGGCUGAACCCCAAAUUGUGGUCUGCUGGAGAGGCCAGUCCCUCGACAUCAGGAGAACCUAAACAACACCAGAAGAACCACACAGCUAAGACAUUUCAGAAUUGCAUAGAAUGUGGGGAGAUGUGCCGAACUCUACCAGCACUAAAAAAACACAUGAAAACUCACACCAGUAAGAAGCCGUCUUACCAAUGUUCCCUUUGCGGGGCGGAAUUCACUGAGAAAGGGCAAAUCCAAGAGCACCAGUUACAGCAUGCUGGAGAGAAGCCGUACUCCUGCCCUGACUGUGGGAAAUGUUUCGUCAAUGAAAGCUACAUUAAAAUUCACCAGCGAACCCACACUGGAGAGAGACCCUACAGCUGCCUUGUGUGUGGAAAUAGUUUCGUGAAAAAAGCAUACUUAAAAAGUCAUGUACUGACACACACUGGAGAGAAACCGUACCUUUGCUCCAUCUGUGGGAAGGCAUACAGUCGAGAAGGAACUUUCAAAAUCCACCAGAGAGUUCACACGGGAGAGAAACCGUACCUGUGCACUGAAUGUGGGAAGCGUUUCAGCUGUAGAGCGAACCUUUAUUCGCACAACAAGAGACACGCUGGCAAACCCAUAGGACCUAAACGUCAGUUAGGCAGACCGAAGCAACUGCCAAACUGACAACGGGACAAAUUAACUUGUGUCGCGUCUCUCCUGAUCACCAACAAAAUAGUUAUGUUCCAUCUUGAUUAUGCAUUUCUCAUAAACGGACAUAAAACAAUACAAUAUUAAGCAUCUGUGGACGUCUGAAAGACUGAAGAUUUGUCAGCACCUGGACCUAAACGGCAGUUAGACAGACCCAAGCAGCUGCCAAACUGACAAUGGGACAGGACAAAUGAAGAUAUCUCAGCACCUGGACCUAAACAGCAGUUAGACAGACCCAAGCAGCUGCCAAACUGACAAUGGGACAGGACAAAUGAAGAUAUCUCAGCACCUGGACCUAAACGGCAGUUAGACAGACCCAAGCAGCUGCCAAACUGACAAUGGGACAGGACAAAUGAAGAUAUCUCAGCACCUGGACCUAAACAGCAGUUAGACAGACCCAAUCAGCUGCCAAACUGACAAUGGGACAGGACAAAUGAAGAUAUCUCAGCACCUGGACCUAAACAGCAGUUAGACAGACCCAAGCAGCUGCCAAACUGACAAUGGGACAGGACAAAUGAAGAUAUCUCAGCACCUGGACCUAAACAGCAGUUAGACAGACCCAAGAAACUGCCAUGGGGGAAACAGUGCUGGUUAAAUUAACUUACGCAGUGACUUCAUUUUGUCUAAGACAUCACAGCAGAGUUGAAAAAUAUAUGGCCCGUGGAAAUCAAGAGAGUGGUGGUCUAUAGAGAGAGGUGGUCUAUAGAGAGAGGUGGUCCACAGAGAGAGGUGGUCUAUAGAGAGAGGUGGUCUAUAGAGAGAGGUGGUCCA
Messenger RNA from Oncorhynchus gorbuscha (pink salmon), 3317 nucleotides. RefSeq names its product oocyte zinc finger protein XlCOF6-like. The record is from RefSeq and is a predicted model, not a curated record. Bases 351 to 2522 code for a protein of 723 amino acids. The transcript has 8 exons. NCBI's taxonomy places the organism in Eukaryota, Metazoa, Chordata, Actinopteri, Salmoniformes, Salmonidae.